Haplochromis burtoni (Burton's mouthbrooder) is the source of this 1111-nucleotide messenger RNA. Its product is annotated as NAD(P)H dehydrogenase [quinone] 1. Gene Ontology annotation, cellular component: cytosol. Gene Ontology annotation, molecular function: NAD(P)H dehydrogenase (quinone) activity. The record is from RefSeq and is a predicted model, not a curated record. Bases 108 to 917 code for a protein of 269 amino acids. The transcript has 6 exons. Lineage: Eukaryota; Metazoa; Chordata; Actinopteri; Cichliformes; Cichlidae.
GUGUAUAAAAGCAGCAGGUGUGUUUUGCUCCAGUAUGGGCACCUUUUCUGUUGUUAUACCAGUUAGACAGAAAACGCAUCAGUUACUGUUGUGCACCAGUUUUGAGAAUGGCCAAGAAAGUGCUGAUUGUGUAUGCCCAUGAGAGCCCAGCCUCCUUCAAUGCUGCUGCCAAAGAUGCUGCUGUGGCAGCCCUGACUGCUCAAGGCUGCACUGUAGAGGUGUCUGACCUGUACGCCAUGAAGUUCAAAGCUGCUGCUACUACUGAGGACAUAACUGGUGGAGUGAAGGAUGCUGAGAACUUCUGCUACGCAAAAGAGAUCAAAUUGGCAUCAGAGGAGGGCAGACUUGCAGAUGACAUCAAAAAAGAGCAGGAGAAGCUCAAGGAGGCAGACCUUGUCAUCUUUCAGUUCCCCAUGUACUGGUCAUCUGUUCCUGCAAUCAUGAAGGGGUGGAUGGAUCGGGUGUUGGGCUUUGCCUACGCACAGGAGAAGCGGUACAGUGAGGGCAUCUUCAAGGACAAGAAAGCCAUGCUGUCCUUCACCACUGACUGUCCUGAAUCUGUGUACAGUGACACUGGCAUCAAUGGUGACAUCAAUGUCACACUGUGGCCACUGCAGAACGGGAUCCUGAACUACUGUGGCUUCCAGGUUUUUGCCCCUCAGAUCUUCUGGGAUCCUGCUACUGGUUCUCCUGAAUCUCGCAGCUCCAUGCUGGAGGGCUGGCGCACACGGCUGCAAAACCUCUGUGGGGAAGCCACUGUGUACUUUGCUCCCUUGGACUACUUUGACAAGGAGAAGGGUUUCCUGCUGAAGCCUGAGGUCAAAGAGAAAUAUGCCAGCAAAGAGUCUGGCCUCACAGUGGGGAUCCACAUGGGCAAGCCACUGCCAGCCAACAGCCAGACCAAGGCCGGGGUCUGACGAUGGAGUGGGUCCAUGUAAUGUCUUGAUCUUAAAAUGUAUUCUUUGCUUGAGGCAAUAUGCUCAAAUGUUACUAGCCAUUACACGUGCAGGUUGCGGAUUUAUAGAAUGAGACAAACAAAUGCAACAAAUUGACCUUAAAAUAUUACUCUGACUAUUGUUGAGUCUGCAACAAAAUAAAAGACUUGUACUCA